This is a messenger RNA of Australozyma saopauloensis, 558 nucleotides long. It is a transcript of the gene ARL1, whose product is annotated as Arf family GTPase. The coding region runs from base 1 to 558 and encodes 185 amino acids. NCBI's taxonomy places the organism in Eukaryota, Fungi, Ascomycota, Pichiomycetes, Serinales, Metschnikowiaceae. The record is from RefSeq and is a predicted model, not a curated record. Gene Ontology annotation, cellular component: cytoplasm; Golgi apparatus. Gene Ontology annotation, molecular function: GTP binding; GTPase activity. Gene Ontology annotation, biological process: intracellular protein transport; vesicle-mediated transport. The transcript has a single exon.
AUGGGCCAAGCAUUCAGUUACAUCAACAUCUUCUCGAAGCUCUGGCUGUCUCAAAAGGAAAUCCGUAUCCUCAUUUUGGGUUUGGACGGUGCCGGAAAAACCACCAUUCUUUACAGAUUGCAGAUGGGAGAGGUGGUCACCACUAAGCCUACCAUUGGCUUCAAUGUCGAGACGUUGAAGUACAAAAACUUGACUUUGAACAUCUGGGACUUGGGCGGACAGACGUCCAUUCGUCCGUACUGGAGAUGUUACUACACAAACACUGCUGCUGUCAUAUUUGUCGUUGAUUCGACAGAUAAAGAUCGUAUUGAUAUUGCAUGCAACGAACUUCACACCAUGUUGAAGGAGGAAGAAUUGCUAGAUAGCGCGCUUCUAGUGUUUGCAAACAAACAGGAUCAACCGGGCGCCAUGACUGCUGCUGAGGUGUCGCAGGCACUUGCUCUCACUGACUUGAAGGAAAGAAGUUGGAGUAUUGUGGCAGCCUCCGCCAUUAAGGGCGAGGGUUUGACUGAAGGUUUGGACUGGUUGAUGGAUGUUAUCAAGGAUGAGCAGUUGUAA